Meleagris gallopavo (turkey) is the source of this 506-nucleotide messenger RNA. Lineage: Eukaryota; Metazoa; Chordata; Aves; Galliformes; Phasianidae. The record is from RefSeq and is a predicted model, not a curated record.
GCGCAGGACUUCGACCCGGUGCAGCGAUUCCGGCUGCUCAUCCCUCAACUGAAGGAAAGCCUGCAGACGUUGAUGAAGGUGGCGGCGCAGAACCUGGUGCAGAACUCCAACAUCGACAACGGGCAAAAGAGCGCCGACGGAGCCUUGCAACGCUUUGACAAGAGCCUGGAGGAGUUCUACGCACUGUGCGAUCAGCUUGAGCUCUGCCUUCGCCUGGCGCACGAGUGCCUCUCACAGAGCUUCGACAGUGCAAAGCACGCACCUGCGUUGGUGCCAGCGGCUCCCAAAGGAGAGGGGGCUGCCGGUGAGAGCCUCCCCUACACCCAGUACCUGCCCCUCAUCAAGGCACAGAUUGCAGGCGCCAAGGACAUCCACAACGCCCUGCUGGAGGGUGCCAACAAGAUCACCGGCAAGCUGCCCCCCACGGGGGGGCCCUGAUGAGGUCGUGGGGGUAGGAAGCGGGCAGCCCUUGUGACAAUAAAGGCACCCACGUGCAUGGCAGCGUC